This is a messenger RNA of Linum tenue, 270 nucleotides long. The record is from the annotation of a GenBank genome assembly. NCBI's taxonomy places the organism in Eukaryota, Viridiplantae, Streptophyta, Magnoliopsida, Malpighiales, Linaceae.
AUGCUUCUGAACAAUCAGCACCUGGGUAUGGUUCUUCAGUGGGAAGAUCGUUUCUAUAAGGCUAACAGAGCUCAUACAUUUCUUGGUGACCCAUCGAGGGAAGCCGAGAUAUUCCCCAACAUGUUGAAGUUUGCUGAAGCCUGUGGAGUUCCUACAGCUCGGGUAACAAGAAUUGCAGAUCUUAGAGUUGCAAUUCAGAAAAUGUUGGACCCACCUGGACCUUACUUGUUGGAUGUGUUGUGCCUUAUCAAGAGCAUGUUCUGCCCAUGA